Messenger RNA from Notolabrus celidotus (New Zealand spotty), 2106 nucleotides. It is a transcript of the gene dmrt1, whose product is annotated as doublesex and mab-3 related transcription factor 1. Gene Ontology annotation, biological process: sex differentiation; regulation of transcription by RNA polymerase II. Gene Ontology annotation, molecular function: DNA-binding transcription factor activity, RNA polymerase II-specific; RNA polymerase II cis-regulatory region sequence-specific DNA binding. Lineage: Eukaryota; Metazoa; Chordata; Actinopteri; Labriformes; Labridae. The transcript is spliced from 7 exons. Gene Ontology annotation, cellular component: nucleus. The coding region runs from base 98 to 982 and encodes 294 amino acids. The record is from RefSeq and is a predicted model, not a curated record.
UCCUGUUUGGCUGUUUGGAAUCCUGCAGCAGGUGUUGGAGUUCAUUUUCAAACAUUUGAGCCAAAUGAAGUCAAAAAUAACCAAUAAGAGAACAUAAAUGGUCUGUAUUUACAAAAUGAUGGUUUCUAUCUACACCAUGACGUCAGCACCAGUAGACAUGAGCAAGGCCAAGCAGAGCAAGCAGGUACCGGAGCCCACCGAACCUCUGUGCCCAUCAAAAGGCCCCAAAACACCGAGGAUGCCCAAGUGCUCCCGCUGUCGGAACCACGGCUUUGUGUCUCCUCUGAAGGGACACAAGCGCUUCUGCAACUGGAGGGACUGCCAGUGUCCCAAAUGCAAGCUGAUAGCGGAGCGGCAGAGAGUGAUGGCGGCCCAGGUCGCCCUGAGAAGGCAGCAGGCUCAGGAAGAGGAGCUUGGUAUUUGUAGUCCUGUGACUCUGUCCAGCUCUGAGGUGAUGGUGAAGGAUGAGGCAGGACCAGACUGUUUGUACUCUGUGGAGGGACGAACCCCAACACCUACCGGAUCGUCUUCUCUGGCUGUCACAGGGAUUCGCUCGGCUUCGUCCCCCAGCCUGUCAGCUGGUUCCCGGGCUCACACCGAGGGACAGUCAGACCUGCUGCUGGAAACCUCCUACUACAACUUCUACCAACCUGCUCGCUACCCGACCUAUUACAGCAACCUCUACAACUACCAACAAUACCAGCCCCAUGGAGAGAGCCCCCUCUCCAGCCACAGCAUGUCCUCUCAGUACCUCAUGCACUACCUGUCCCAGGGCCUGGGCUCCACCAUCUGUGUGCCGCCUCUCUUCAGCGUGGAGGACAACAACAAUAACAACAACAACUACUCCGAGACCAUGGCAGCCUAUAUCGAGCUACAAAUCUCUGCCUUGGAUACUCAUAGAGACAUUAAUAUGAUAAACUUCUAUUGGAUCCUGCAGCUUUCUCUCCAGGAGGUCUCUCCCCCGCUCAGGACUCCGCCUUAACCUGCAGGUCCAUCAGCUGCCUGGUCAACUCUGACAUCACCACUGAGGCCAGCGGCGAGACCCAAAUCUUCACCUCCGUCAUGGAUGGUGACGCCGCCAAAUAGAAGAAGCUAAGAUUAGCAUUACAUGACAAGAGCAUUAUGAGAUAGCUAAAUCUAAUGUUAUGCAAAAGUUUUAACGUUGAUGUUGCACAACACGUGUUCUGAACUGUUUCAGAUUGUACAUGUAGUUUGUUUUUUUCCUGCUGUUCCUCUUUUAAGCCUCAAAGCUGUUAAAUCUUCUGUUAGAGCCAGUUCACCUGCAUGGAUCUUAGAAAUUGUGCAAGUUCACAAAUAACAACCACGCAAAGCUUUUAGGAGUUCUCGUCUUAUCGCUCGUGAAACUUGAAAAAGACAUUUAAAAAGAUGUUUAAAUCAAGCGUGAAUAUGUCUCUUGACUCGCAGUAAUCACGCACGGACAAAUGUUUUUCAGACUACUCAAUGACCGGUUUGUUUUUGAAGCUGAACAUUUGCUCCAAACCUCUAAAAGCACAAAGUUCAGUGUUCUUAGUACCGAAAGAAGAGGUGACACAAAAUGUAGAAUAAUGUCUUUAAACUCUUUGUAGCGGUUAAUCUGAGUAGGGCCGUUUCAGUUCAGAAUAAAGCAGCAGCAUUUAGUUACUCAAUGGUUGGACAAUCAGAAAACAGGCUUAGUGUUUGCUAAGAUAUCUUUACUGAGCUUGAAUCUAAAAUCCAAAGCACGUAAGAAGUGAAAUUGGGUCUAAAAGAGAAGAUGCAUUCCCUCGUUUUUUGAGCACUCCCACUGGCUGACAAAGGUUUCUAUGCAAAACGUGUGUAACGUUGCACUUUUUAAUUUUUUUAAUGAGCAAUCUUUAAAUUUUAAAACAUGUUUUGCACUGCAGUAAAUCAGAGUUGGAACGAUCAUUACCCAGUAAACGAUGAUUUGGUGAUGGCAGGUCGAAAGAUGUCCAGACGUCCGAGUUAAAGAUUCUGUAACUCUUAAAUAAACCAUGUCAGUUUGAUGACGGUUCAUUGAAAUGUUUGGUCCUGAUAUUUGAUAUCAUAGAGGAUGCCGUGUAGAUUCUGUGAGUUCAUUUCUACAUUAAAUGUGUGAUAGUUUCAAAA